Molecule: messenger RNA, 2011 nt
Organism: Paralichthys olivaceus (Japanese flounder)
Lineage: Eukaryota; Metazoa; Chordata; Actinopteri; Pleuronectiformes; Paralichthyidae
Gene: gpank1
Product: G patch domain and ankyrin repeats 1
Molecular function (GO): protein binding; nucleic acid binding
Source: RefSeq, a predicted model, not a curated record
UCCGACAGGAGGCAGCACUGAGCUCUUACCCACGUAACGCGAAGCACGUUUCCUGUUUACAAACAUGGAGACGGGGACAACGUUAGCAACGUUAGCAACAUUAGCUUGAAGCGAGGAUCACGUUGUUUGAGACGUGAAUCGUGUUUCUCUCUUGUCUUUGACAGUUUCCUUCUUUGAGGCGUCUUCGGUGACGUCGACGAACUGAAAACUUUAGUUCGACUCAAACGAACUAUCGUGUCUGAAUCUGAGCGCUAACCGGGGCUAGCUCAAUGCUAAGUGUUAGCUAAAUACUGUGUGGUUUAAAUGGUGUUUUGAUGUGUGACGUGCGGGGAAACGAUAUCAGGAUCACUAAUCCAACCUGCCAGCUACCUGGCUAACUGAACAAGCAUCAGCUGGACGUGAUAUUCAUUUCAAAUCUCAGCAAGAGCACAGCGCUUAUCUGUUGUCCCUGGGACUGAAUUCACAGGAGGCAUCAGUGAAACUGAACUGUCCUCAUGGCCACUUUAGGUUUUACUCCUGCCAGUGAGCAGGAUUUUUUCAGCGCCGAGACGAUGGGUCCGUCCAGCUCCAGAACAAAAAGUGUGAUCAGUGGGGAAGAGGCCAGGCGGUUCUAUGAAAACCUAACGAGAGACGGUGGCAGAGGGAAGAAGGCGUCAAAGAAAAACAGAGAGUCCAGCAGAGGAGCCCGGAGGAGAGUCAGGGCUGCAGAGACGCAUCAGGACCGAACCGCCUCAGGAGUGGGAAGAGAGACCGGAGGAGGAGGUGAGGAUUCACAAAGGAGAGAGAGGGCAUCGAACAGCGACUCAGAGAGAUCCACGGAGCUCCUGGGACUCAGGUUCCUGCGCUGUGCCCACGAGGGGGACGUGUCUGCUCUCAGAGAGCUGCUCUCUAAGGGGGUCGACAUAAACUUCCAGGAUACGUUCUUCUGGACGGCGGUGAUGUGUGCAAGCUGGUCCGGACAGAGAGCUGCGGUGAGGCUGCUGCUGCAACACGGAGCCGCCUGGGUCGGAGUGGUGGAUACCCAGGGCAGAGACGCCAAGGACCUGGCACUGGAAGCGGGCCACAGAGACGUGUUGGAGGAGUUGGAGAGCUAUGGGAGAAGUGUGCAGAGAGACACACACUUGGAUGGCAGCGCCUGUGAGGCUCGGUGGUGUGACGUGUGUUGCACAGAGUACAGCAGCGGCCUGUCGUCACAUCUCUCCUCCACUCUGCACCAAUUCAGUCUGCGGCGUCCUCCCCCGACCCCAUUCUACUGCCUCCCCGCCUCCAGCAACAGCUACAAGAUGAUGCUUCGCUGUGGCUGGAAACCAGGGUCAGGACUGGGGCCAGAGGGGGAGGGGCCGCAGCAGCCAGUGCCAACCGUGCUGAAGAGGGACCAGAAAGGUCUGGGCUACGGAGAGCUGAGAAGAGCCAAAGUUACACACUUCCAAGCCAGGGAUCGUGACGCUGUUAAACCACCUGCCAAGGAUAAAGAGGACAGGGAAGGAAAAGGGAAGAGGAAGGAAGAAAGUAGGAGAAAAGAGCAAAGGGAUAAGAACUGGGAAAAAGAUUUCCGUGCCUCUUUUUAUCUUUGACAUCUGCCCACAGUGACUUUUCUUCUCCCAUGUAUUUAUCUGGAAGUAAAACAUUACAAGCUAAACCAAGUCAAAUCAAAUAUUCAACAAAACACAUUUUUCUAUCAAGGAAAAUUGAACGGUCACAUUUCCCUGUAAGCGACUGUGUGAUAACGACACUCACAACCAGUAAGAAAUGUCCCCACAACCCUGGGACCAGGUCCACUUCACUCUGUACCUGUCAACAGGGACGAUUCAACGCCCUGGAGUGAUUUUAUCCUGGAGAUCGAGCGAGUGCUCACGCUGCAUCGAAACCGUCUUUGACUUUCAUCUUUGAACUGAGAUUCAUCUUUUAAGGAAAGAUGUUGAACCUGUUUUUUUGUUUUCAUUGUGAAGAUGUUUGUAAAGCUUCCGGAAGGUUUUUUCACAUGGAGCUUAAUAUAAAUACUUUGACUCUA